This is a messenger RNA of Dufourea novaeangliae, 541 nucleotides long. Its product is annotated as methyltransferase-like protein 7A. The record is from RefSeq and is a predicted model, not a curated record. Gene Ontology annotation, molecular function: S-adenosylmethionine-dependent methyltransferase activity. The annotation marks the transcript as partial. The transcript has 2 exons. NCBI's taxonomy places the organism in Eukaryota, Metazoa, Arthropoda, Insecta, Hymenoptera, Halictidae.
ACUAUUUACAAACGUUAUAGGUGAAAACAUACAGUUUUAUCCGGAUAAUACUCAUUUGAUUGGCGUCGAUCGAAAUGUGAAAUUAGCUGAAUAUCUAAUUAAAGGAAACCGUUCUUGGCAAUUUUCGCACAUUAUAAUCGAACGCUUGAUAGUGGGAGACGGUAGUUCUUUACAAAAUGUGCCCACAGGAUAUGUAGAUGCAGUUGUGACAACAAGAGCAUUGUGUUCAGUAACGUCAAUACAGUCAACACUCCGUGAGAUUCACAGAGUACUAGCACCGGGAGGUCAAUACUUGUUCAUAGAACACAUACUUGAAAAUGAAGGAACAUUUAUACGAUGGCUACAAAUAGCAUUAUCGCAGACACGAGUAUGGCCUUCGUUGUUUGGCGGUUGUCAUCUGGACGUUGAUCCUAUUAUACAAAUUCAGAACACUGGUUUUAAUCAUCUGACGUGGAACACGUUUGCUCUCCAUGGUUACGUAUCGCAAACUUUUCACCUAGCUCUUUCAAGACAACAUGUACUGGGAGUUGCAGUUCGAUGA